This is a messenger RNA of Centruroides sculpturatus (bark scorpion), 2240 nucleotides long. RefSeq names its product transforming growth factor-beta-induced protein ig-h3-like. Gene Ontology annotation, biological process: cell adhesion; extracellular matrix organization. The record is from RefSeq and is a predicted model, not a curated record. Gene Ontology annotation, molecular function: cell adhesion molecule binding. NCBI's taxonomy places the organism in Eukaryota, Metazoa, Arthropoda, Arachnida, Scorpiones, Buthidae. Gene Ontology annotation, cellular component: extracellular matrix. The transcript has 11 exons. The coding region runs from base 53 to 2149 and encodes 698 amino acids.
UCCCAGUGAGCAAUGACAUUCGUGACGUCACAUUUUCCGCCUACAUCGGCGCAUGCGAUGUAGAAUCAAGGCCGUAUUUAAUUCCUUUAUCUGGCGCGGUAGCCAAACUCCGAUUUCAGUUUUGUGUCAAGAAGUUGAAUACCUAAGCCACCGUUGUGACGUCAUCAUGAAGCAUUUUUGUUUGUUUUCACUUUUUAUUCAUUUUGUUGUGGCCAAACGAAUUUCUAAUUGGCACAUAAAGAUAGCCCAAAGUCAAGGACCAAAUACUUGUGUAGUAGAAGAAAUUCCGGAAACGUCUCAUAAAUAUUGGACAGAAUGUAAAUAUUGGACAAACAGAGAAAUCUGUGGAAUUAAUUCGAUUAUCAGAUACGAAUGUUGUGAAGGCUAUAUUCAAGUUGAAGGCAAACCUGGUUGUACUGGAGUGAAACCAAUGUCUAAUGUAUUAGAUACAGCGAGAGACCUUGGAGCGACUAAGUUUGUAGAAUAUUUAAUUCGUGGUGGAUUUUCCCAGCAACUGAUACAAGGAGAGAAAGCUGUUACAUUAUUUGCUCCUACAAAUGAAGCAUUUAAAGCAAUGGAUUUGAAUUAUAUUAGUUCCUUAGAAGAAAGCAUUAAUGAAAGGCGAUCUCCAUAUCUCGGCUAUCAUAUUAUUGAAAAUAAAUUACUGAGUCGAGAAUUACAUGGCAAUAAUGAAGCAGAAACAUUGUAUAGUGGAAAAAAAUUAAGAAUUAGUCGUUUUGGAAAUGGAAUGAUGACUGUAGAUUGUGCUCUUGUUGUACGUAAAGAUCAACAAGCCACCAAUGGAAUUGUCCAUCUUAUCGAUAAAGUACUCGUUCCACCACCAUCUAGAGGACUUUCAAGUAUUCCAGAAAUUAUAUUUACUGAUGGAAGAUUUCGUGAAAUGGCUCAAUUAAUGAUAGAAACCAAUUAUGUGAAUGAAUUAAGAGCUAAUGGGCCUUUCACUAUUUUGGCUCCAACUGAUGAAACAUUUUACAAAAUGCGUGAAAAUGGAAUAUCUUUUUCCAACAACAAAGAAGCAAAAAGAGCACUUUUGAAAAAUCACAUUAUCCCACAUGCUGUGUGUCCAUCAGUUGUCAUUGAUAAACAUCAUCUCACAACACUUGGAGGUGGAGUUUUAGAAUUGCAUUGUAAUAAAUCUGGUUUAUAUGCAAAUGAUGCAAAACUGAAGAAAGAAACAUUAAUAGCUAGUAAUGGAAUGAUUCAAGUUUUAGAAAAUGUUAUUAUUCCUGACAGAGCUAGAAGCCUGGAAGAUUUAAUGAAGAAGAAUUCUGAUAAAAUUGAUAUAUUUUUAAAAAUUUUAAAAAAAGCAAAUAUGGAAUCUAUACUUAAUAGUGCAAAUCUUACAGUAACUAUAUUUGCACCAUCGGAUGCUGCAUUUGAAACAUUGGAUGAAUCAGAAUUAAACCAAUUGAUGUCAGAUGUAGAAAAAGCACGUGAAUUAAUUAAUUAUCAUGUUGUCCAUGGUAGACAUCGAUCUGACAAUAUAGCAGACAACCAAAAAGUCUUGACUUUAGAUAGGCAGAAUCAUCUUCGAUUAAAAGUUUACAGAAAGGCUAUAGGUAUAGAAUCUGCUGUAGUAAAAAGGCCUAACAUAGAAGGAGAAAAUGGUAUACUUCAUAUUGUUGACAAAGUAUUAACCCAACCAAGUACAAGUAUCUUGGAAGUUGUUGAAACUACAGGUGACUUUAGCAUGUUUGCUGAUGCAAUUCACCGUGUGAGACGAGAAGAUCCAAAAUUUCUUAGCAUGGAAUCUAAAAUUGAUACAACUUUUACACUUUUUGCACCUGUCAAUAAAGCAUUUCAUAAACUGCAUAAAGAUAAAUUGAGAUCUUUAAUGAGAAACAAGAGGAAUUUGAAAAAAGUAAUUCAGAAUCAUGUAGUUGACAACAUGUAUUCAACAGGAUCUUUCAAAUCUCAGUUAAUGUAUGAUUUAAAAACAGAAUUUCAAACAGUACAUGUACAUAAGGAAAAGGGUGAACUGAUGGUAAAUGAUGCUCAUGUAAUUGAGUCUGAUGUGCUUGCAACAGAUGGUAUCAUUCAUUGCAUUGAUAAAGUUCUUCUUCCAGAAACCAAAAGAAAAUCAAAAUCUAUGAAUUCAAAAUUGAUUCAGCGUAAACACAGUGAAUAAAAAUAAAACAAAUUGUUUCUGAUUUUAAAAAAUCUUUAAACAAUAAAUGUAACAUUUAAUGAUUUCAAAUUUCACCAAAAUUUUUAUAAAA